Vitrella brassicaformis is the source of this 1818-nucleotide messenger RNA. The record is from the annotation of a GenBank genome assembly. Lineage: Eukaryota; Vitrellaceae.
CAUCUGGCCCUGCAGAUGGGCGCCCUCCUCCCUCAGGUUGGUCAGCAGCAGCCGAGCCACCGCCUCGCUGCCCUGCUCCCUCUCCACGUGUUUCAGGAUGGCGGGGGCCUGCUGCUUGGCGCGCUCAUCCACAAGGACACCCUCGAUAAUGCUGAAGUGGCCCGCCCCGUCCCGUCGUUUGUGGCGGCAAUGAAACGACACGAAGCCGUUGAGGCGAACGACGGGCGGGACGGCCAGGCUGAGCGGGGCGGGUGCAGGCGAUGGGGGUCCGGGCGAAGGGGGCGAGCUGGGCUCGCUGUCGGACCCGAUGGCGGUCGAUGGCGGUGGGGGCGACGAUGCCUCGCUCGGCGCCGGCAGCUGCGUCUCGACUGUGGCACCCGACUCGACAGCGGUCUGAUCCUCCUUCUCCUCUCCAUCACCCACACCCUCGCCCUCUGCCGCCUCCCCUAUGGCGUUCUUCCGGUCGUCGGGCUGCUGCUGGUCCUCUUCGCUGGGACCGAGUGGACGCGGGGAGAGUGAGGCGCUUGCGUCUGGUGCGUGUGGUGGGGCGGGGGAGGGGGGAGUUGUCGCCUCGUUGGCGGUAUCUUUGAGGGGUAUGUCGUCACUGCCCGUCACGUCCGUGCUAUUGGGGGCAUUGGGAGCACGCACAUCGUCCAACAAGUCAGCUCUUUCGACCGCAUCUGCACCACACCACACAACACAACACACAGUCAAUGUGUGACCAACGGUGAGGGUGCACGUGUCUGUCGGUCGGUCGGUCGGUCGGUCACCCACCUUGCGAGAGAGCCACGGCGUUCGUCAGCCGCUCCUGAGCAGAAUGUACCUCUGACGACUCAUCUUCAGCUACAGGACCACGCGGCCGCCCAACAGCAGGCAGCUGCGACUCGGCUACCGCACGCGACUCGGUCACUCCAUCAUCCACACCUUUACCCUCACCCUCACCCGCGGCCUCUCCCGCUCCCUCUGUGACGUCGUCACCCUCAUACACUUCUCUCUCACUGCCGCCCUCGUGCAUCUCCCUCUCGCGCAUCGGCCCUCCUUGCCUGUCAUCAAAUCGGUCCGUCAUGGCCCUCUCGGCAUGAAAAGACGGCCCUCGAGACCCCGCACCGUCUCGCGACGGCUCGUGUGUCCGCGAGCGUGAUACACUAUGACCUUGGCGCGGCUCCACUCGUGCGCCAGAUGGCGGCUCGCACGUACGUGACCGAGGGAUAGAGUGGGCUCCCCUGUCCUCCUUGGCCGGCCUCUGCUCGUCAUCCAUCUCGCGAUACUCUCUGGCGGCUUCCCGAGGCGACUGUCGGUCGGGUGAGGCAGCAGGCUGGAGAGAGGGCUGGGAUGACAGCGCCUGGGAGGGCGGCUGGUUGGUGGAGGCCUGUUGUGCGCUUGGAACGACGGGUGCUGACUGCACGACAGCAACAAACCAAGACAAAGACAGACAGAUGGGAUUGCGUCAGGCCUGCCGUGAGUGAGGAUGCUCGUAUGGAUGGAUGGAUGGGUGGAUGGAUGGAUGGAGGUGAUCCCGUCCGCGUACCCGUCGUAGAAACGCGGCCGUCUUUGGCAGGAUGCCGGCCCACGUGAGUGCAUCUGCCGCCCCUCGCAGGAAACCCCCUCUCGUCCUCUCAAACGCCCCCGCCCGGCUCCUAUGCAAAGUCCAUCGAAUGGACGGCGGCCUGCAGCCAGGAAAUGCACACAUGCCGCGCGACAUUCUGCCUUGGGGAUUCGUCGCUCACCCAACGCUCACCUCGUAUCAGUGGCCUUCAUCGGUUUGCUUAUUAUCAAAUAUCCUCUCAAUUCUUCUCUGCAGCGACCAGCGACUCUUCG